UAAAUGGCGAAAGGUCUAAUAUGGGCUACGGCUGAGGAUCUUGCAAGGAACAGGGGACGGGUCUCUCUUUAUCGCCAAAUCUUGCGGAGUCUGAAUUCGCCAAACUUGCCUCUUACUUUAGCUGCUAGGCUAUCUAAGAAGGCCGAGGCUAAAGCCAUCUUCAUGCUGGCUGCCGAAGAGAGAUCCCUCCACAACAUCGAAGACCUCAUGGAUAUUGGGGAGUAUUCUCUCUCCCUGUUGCGAAAAGGCGAAAUCCCCAAGUACAUACAAUAGACAUGCUGCAAGUAAAUGCGACAAGUAUCGAAUGCCCGUGACGCAACUUUGUCAAGUUGUUGUAUCUGGGUGGUUAGAGGGCAAUUUAGAUAAAAGAGAAGUUGGUUCUGCUUUCUUGAAACAGAUGGAGUAGGAUGGUCAUAUUGACGUCUUGUUACUUACUUCUAAACAUUAUGAUUGGCACGAAAAGAAGAUUCUUCACGAUCAGGUUCCUGAUGCAGCUUGCAUACAGUAGCUAUCCUUCUUUUUCUGAGUCUUUGUUCGGUUCAUCUGUACAUAGGAAAUCAAGGAAUUUUGUUUUCUUUAACA
Messenger RNA from Eucalyptus grandis, 582 nucleotides. RefSeq lists its product as uncharacterized. Lineage: Eukaryota; Viridiplantae; Streptophyta; Magnoliopsida; Myrtales; Myrtaceae. The record is from RefSeq and is a predicted model, not a curated record.